This is a messenger RNA of Rhopalosiphum maidis (corn leaf aphid), 273 nucleotides long. RefSeq lists its product as uncharacterized. The record is from RefSeq and is a predicted model, not a curated record. The coding region runs from base 1 to 273 and encodes 90 amino acids. The transcript has 2 exons. NCBI's taxonomy places the organism in Eukaryota, Metazoa, Arthropoda, Insecta, Hemiptera, Aphididae.
AUGUUGGCAAAAGAUUUUUAUGGGAUCGCCCAUUAUGGUUAUACGCAUAAUACAGUUAACCACAGCGAAGAUUUUGUUGAUCCACUUACACAAGCGCACACUCAAUGGAUCGAAAGUUUAUGGAGACCAUUACGCUUAAAAGUAGUUAAAAAUAUGUGUGGUACAUUUCCUGAUCUCCUUCCAAAAUAUCUCACGGAAACAUGGUACCGAGGAAUAAAUAAAUCGGAUUUAUUUAAUGUAUUUUUGAGAGACAUAGCGGAAGUUUUUGUAUAA